AUGUUUCCCAGUGUAAAGGACCGAGCACGACAACUGUUUGGAGAGGCUGCUGUCCCCGACACUCCACCUCCACCUCCAGUCGCAACUGGUAGGAGAGGCGCUCCGAUAAGGGCGACAACAGCGGCGACAACAGCCAAGUCGACCCCAGAACCAAAACCACAACCAAAAACACCUGCGAGACCCUCGAGAACCGACCCCAAGUCCAAAAAGACUGCGCCACCGCCGCCGGUCGAAGAGACACCAAAGCCUAUAGGCUCAUGGCCGAGCCCGUUUGAACAAUUCAAGGCGAGAGCGGCGCCACCACCAGCAAAGGUGACGCCGCCAACGCCAUCAAAAGCUGCCACAUCCAAGUCGGCGAAAUCAGCUUCCGUAGUAUCGAAGUCAGUCAAGUCUUCCAAAGAAAAGGCCGAAAAGCCUUCAAAACCAAGCGAGAAGAAAUCACGCUCAAAAAGCCCUCCAACCGCCAAAGCCGCACCUGCCCCCAAAAAGGCUCCCGAACCCAAAAUCGUUGCAAAGAAGAAAGUCGAAUCAAAACCCGCCUCGGAACCCAAAAAACCCACUCGCCCCAGUCUCUUCUCCCGCGCCGCCUCGUCGACCUCGCGCCCCAAAAUCCAACGCUCCUCGUCCUCAUCCUCGCUCGACUCGAGCUCCGAAGAAGACAGCAGUUCCUCCGACGAAGACUCGGAAGACGAAGACGACCUCCGCGCAGCCUGCAUGCGCGAAGUCUCCAAAAUCACGGCGCUCAAGGGCAAAAACCUCGCCAUCCAGCUCCGCCAGCGCUCCUCGGGCGGCUGGUACGCUGCCCUCAAAGACGUCGGCGCAGACAAGUACCUCAAGAUGUGGAUGAAUCGCGAUAAGACGUUUGACACGCAAGAGGAGGCGCUCGAGGCGUAUCUUGUGUUUGUGAAGAAGAUGGGGGCCGAUGUUAAGCUUUUUGGGCCCUUGAGUCCCAAAGUUGGCGGGAGGGGGAGGGGUUUUUUCUCUUAG
This is a messenger RNA of Bipolaris maydis ATCC 48331, 987 nucleotides long. RefSeq lists its product as uncharacterized. The record is from RefSeq and is a predicted model, not a curated record. Lineage: Eukaryota; Fungi; Ascomycota; Dothideomycetes; Pleosporales; Pleosporaceae.